CAAAAUUGUGUACUAGCCUAGAGAGCCUUUUCAACUCUGGCGGCAAACAUUCGAUGAAUGAAGUAUGUCUUUAGUUCUGCCAAGUCUUCCUCACAACCUGCCGUCCGGAACGUCGGUGGCCUCGUCGCUGACUGUCUCACGGGCAUCGCAUGCACGAGAGCAGUGGACAGGACGGCUGGACUACCUGCUGUCAUGUCUCGGCUUUGCUGUUGGUCUGGGCAACGUCUGGAGGUUUCCUUAUAUGGCCUUCAGCAAUGGCGGAGGGGCCUUCUUCAUCCCCUAUUUCACCAUGUUAAUCUUCACGGCGAUGCCAGUUUUCGUGCUUGAGUCAAUGGUGGGACAAUUUUCAAGUCUAGGCGCUACAACAUGUUGGGAGUUCUGUCCCUUCUUUAGAGGUUGCGGCGUGUCCAUGAUGUUCAUCUCAGGCAUGACCUGCAUCUACUACAACAUGAUCCUGGCCUGGGCCGUCUACUACAUCUACGCCUCGGUCGCCGUGGAGGUGCCGUGGUUCCACUGUGGGAACUGGAGCACCGCUUACUGUAUAGAGAACAUUAAGACGGUGUCGAUAGCCGAAUGCAGGUACCACAACGGGACUCCAGCAAGCAACGGCGUCUGCGAGCAGAAUGUCUUCGACCAGGUCGUGCUAUGGGACUCCAGACUGGCGAAAAUCAGCGGCGUCCCCAUCGCCUUUCCAGCGGCGGAAUAUUUUGAGAGAGAGGUGCUGGGUUGUGGGCGUGGCUACUCCAUGGCGAACAUGGGCUCAAUAAAACCUCACCUGCUCGUCAGCCUUAUCCUUGCUUGGGUGCUCGUCUUCCUCUGCCUCUACAGGGGCAUCACGAUUUCCGGGAAGAUAGUCUAUGUCACAGCUCUCCUCCCCUACGGGUUUCUAAUGGUCUUGUUUUUUCGUGGUGUUACCCUUGAUGGAGCCUUAGAAGGCAUCAAGUACUACAUCAUUCCAGAACUGGACAAAACAUUAUCUACAACGAUUUGGAAAAAUGCCGGCUCGCAAAUUUUCUUCAGUCUGUCAUGUGCGUUUGGUGGGUUGGUAACGUUGUCAAGUUAUAACAAGUUCCACCAUGACCUACUCAGAGACUCUCUCGUCGUCUGCCUCGGCAACUCAUUGACCAGCAUCUUCGCCGGCUUCGUCAUCUUCUCCUUCAUCGGAUUCCUUUCCAAGUCGACCAACAUCCCCAUCAGCGAGGUGGCUGCUGCCGGUCCUACCCUCGCCUUCAUUAUCUACCCUUUCUGCCUGACCAAAUUACCGUGGACAAGCCUCUUUAGCGUUUUCUUCUUCAUCAUGAUCAUCCUGCUAGGUAUAGACAGCCAGUUCGUGCUAGUUGAGACCGUCAUCACUGGGGUGUUGGACUAG
This is a messenger RNA of Physella acuta, 1369 nucleotides long. Its product is annotated as sodium-dependent proline transporter-like. Gene Ontology annotation, biological process: nitrogen compound transport; sodium ion transmembrane transport; amino acid transport. Gene Ontology annotation, cellular component: plasma membrane. The record is from RefSeq and is a predicted model, not a curated record. NCBI's taxonomy places the organism in Eukaryota, Metazoa, Mollusca, Gastropoda, Physidae.